GCUUUUGUAAUCACCGUAUCCAAAAUUAUCAAAAUCACAACUAAAAUUUCUACUGUGAUCACCGAACAGUGAUUGCUUUCGAACUGCUAGUGCUACAGUGAUCGAAUUAGAAACACUGAACUAUGUACUGUGAUCGAACAAAAACACUGAACUUUUCUAUAGCUACUGUGAUCGAACUCAAAUUACUGAACUGCAAUUGCGAUUGUAAAUCACUGAUAUUUACAAAAAUUGAUCACAGUUGCUAUAUUUGAUUUUUCAAUCACAGUGAAAAAAUCACCGGUAGUGAAAUAUCGCUCAUCACUAGUCAUUAGAGGGAUUUGUGUUUUUUAAAAGAGAGUGAUUACAUUUGAUCAUGAAGAAUUGGAGUCGGAGACGUGAGAUGGCAUCUCGACCGAGGACUCAAUUUGGCAGCAUUUCCUUAAAUUAUUUGUGGAAUAAUUUAUGCCGCUACAACAACAAUAACACGACGUCGGGUGAAACCUGUAUGAUAUUGAAGUCUGUCUUUGUAGUUCUGGUCGUCUAAACUUUAUUGUGUUCCUCAAAGUAGUAUGAUGAUCACUGCUUUGUUAAUAGUUUUGAAAGACGUCUAACUGUUAAGGAGUUGGAUGGAUAUGGAUAAUCCCUCUGUUAUUGAAGUAAAUAAUUAUACACCCCAUAACAGUGGUGUCCAUAAGACCCGAACGGACGCCGAUAAUCCAAUCUAUCAAGAAAUUUUGAUUGGAGAAUGUUUUCUGCCGUAACAACAGACGAAACUGGAUCAUUAAAUACAAGCCCAUAAAAAAGUGAUCUUACGGAAUAUCAAAAUUUAAAAAUUUCCUGUAAUGAACUGAAUAUGCCUAUGGUAGUGUUUGCAGUCUUUCAUGGAAGUCUUUUGGUAGCUAUAACGGACAAUUAUGAGUAGAUAAUAAAGACUACCACAUUAAACGCUAUGUAGCCUGACAAAUGUCAGUUGUUUGAUGGCAACAAAUGAUUACACGCUUAAAAUAUCACAGUGAGAGAAGACUAUGUGAAAAGAAUCCGUGAAAACGUAAAUACGUUCCUUCAAGUUCGACUAGAAGAGAGAAUUUCAUGGUUAGAUUAUGGCAAAGUCGGGACUGGUAGAAAAGCUUUAUUAACUUUAACUAAGUGAAUAUUUAUUUUUUAUCCAAUAAACCACCCUAUUUAAAAAGCCGGUAGCUGCUCUUAACCCCAACAGCUGACGUCAGUUCGCCAUAGCAACACACCUUCGACGUGGAAAACAAAUCAACAAUUGCAACGAAUAGCUGUACAAUUUUCACUUGUUCCACAAUUCAACACGGACAGCUGUGUCAGUUCACAACGCGUUAUGCAAAGCCAUUGUACGUCAUGUCGCUCUUCAACGUUUGCAACUGGUGGCACACACAGUGCUCCGACCUGGAGGAGAACUACGAUGUGGCCAGCUUGCUGUGCGCGCGCUUAGGACUCGAUGAGCAUGAGAAGGAUUAUGUGUUAGUUGGAUCGCAUAGUGGAAAUUUGAGUAUUUUCAAUCCGCGUCUAGAACAAAAUCGACACAUAGAAGAUGGCAAUGCAUUUCGACCAACCGAUUUGUUGUUGGAAGUGAAUCUGAAGCAGCCCAUACUGGGCAUAUAUGCGGGACGUUUCAGUGGUGGUCAAAUGGCUGAUGAGAAGCAUAAUCAACUCGCUGUACUGCAUCCACGUUCGGUGGUCAUCUACAAGCUGAACUCCAUUGGUGGCGUUGCUGAGCAUGGCGCUCAAUUGCGUCUGCAAUCCUUAGCUGACUAUAAGUUGAAACGUGGCGCUUUGGCUUUGACGAAGGGCUCAUUUGGGCGUGUCAAGGGACGUGAGUUCUUCUGUAUUACUCACUUGGAUGGCACGCUGACCUUUCACGAACAGGAUGGCAUUUUGUAUGAGUGUCAAUUACCCGGUAAUCGUGCGCUGCCUGUGCCGGUGGUCUAUUGUGAGCGCACCGAUAGUUUCUUCCGUUUCACAGCGGGUUGGAAUUUGGAGUGCUUUACCUAUCAAGAUCUUUCCCACUCCUCGCUCAAUCGCUCUGAGUUCAAGCCGUCUUGGUCAGUGUGUAUUGGUGAAGGUAUUGUGGAUAUAUGUGUGGUACAGGCGAAGUCCAAUUCCGCUUCGAUUAUGAUAUUGGGCGAGCGCAAUUUUAUUUGUCUGACUGAUGAUGGUUUGGUGGACUUCAUACUGAAACUGGACUAUACCCCAAGAUGCUUUUAUUCGUUUGUGGUCGGCUAUUACUGGGAGCCCGGCGCACGCUUAAUCACCGCAAUCGCUUCCGAUACGGGAAAACUCUUCAUUUACGAGGGCGCCAAUAUCAUUUGGGCUGCUCAGUAUAAAGAUGACCCGCCGGUAGCAAUACAACGCGCUAAUUUGAAUGGUUUACCUGGUGGUAUCGUAGCGCUCGGUUCCACUGGACAAUUGCGUAUUGGUUACCUUGGCUCCGAACCAUUUGUCUUCAAAGUACCAUCGGUCAAUAUGGAAGAUCUAAGCUUUACGGAGGCACACAAAGAGUUGCAACAAUUGGAGGAAGAAAUCAAAGCGGCGGUGGAUGUGACAGACCUGGAAGAUAUCGACAAACGUGCGGCGGAAGAUGUACGCGUACAAUUCACUAUCAACACUGAGACUAGUGAGGAAGCGGAUAUGCUGCUCUUAGAUGUACCCGCACAUGUUGCGGUCAAGGAGCUGCCCGCCUGUACGGGCAUGCUGAAGUUGAGGUGCAAGAUCGAGUUGGCGGAGUUACAGGUCGUUUUCAACACAGCUGAGGGAGUGCGUUGUAGUCAGGAUACGCUCACGUAUGUUGACAUGACGGCGGGGCAAGUGGAGACACUGGAGUUGGAUUUCUAUGUGGACGAUUUGUUGCAUUUGCAUACGGCGCGCGUAGAUGUCGUUGUAUCUUUCAUAAGUGUUAAAGGCAUACCACGCGUCUUACAACAGUCCGCCUAUUUACCACUCAGCAUGUUCUACAAGACGCGCCAGCCGCAGAAGUCUGCUAGCAUAAAACUAACCUAUAAUAUUAUGUCGAAGUCAUUGACACCCAAAUUAUCCACAUUCUUUCCGGAGUUCGUAACUUCGGAAAGCGAAUCGCAUGCGCUGGGACUUCUUAUGCUCUGUCCAGGCGAUGAGAAAUCUGAAGAGAUUGUGACCAUUGUUCUAGCGAAGAACUCAAAUCGUAUAAGAAUACAAUCAGAUAGUUUGGAAACAUUUCCAAUGAUAUUGGAACGCAUAAUGCAUGUAGCUUUGGAGCAUACCCAAGACUCGUUUGCAUCGAAAGGAAAACGUGUCAAAAAUGCGAUUAAUUCUAAAGUGAAAACAUUGAUGGCCAAUCCAGUGUUGCCCAUUCACGCAAUUUUAAGUAAAAUUGAUCUGCAUCGUGACACCCAAGAGAAUAUACACACACAAACGCUGGAACUUGAUAAACUGUUGCAACAAUUUAAGACUCUGCAACGUAAGCUGCAAGAUCAGCCUGAGGAUGAGUCCAAGGAAACUUUGGUGAUGCAAAUAGAAGAGAACUACGAUCAUCUGAUUGCGGAAGGUGAUAAGCUAAUGGAAAUAAGAAAGUUGGAAAAGAUACAACGUUGUGAUCUCACUUGCGCCAUUUCUGUGGCCACUUCACUUAUUGGUGCUCUACGCAUGGAAGAGAAAUUAGUGAAUGUUAUUUGUUCAGUACUUUGUACGCCGAUUGAGGAUUGGACAGAGCUGAGUUGGGAGGAAUCAAUGUCGCCCGGCAUCGAUAUGCUCUAUCAUUAUGGUCCCUUAAAUCGUGUGAAGAAUAGUGAGGGCAUAAAUGCUAUCGAAACCAAUGUGACGCAUGAAAAUUUCGAUUAUAAUCGCUUUAGACGUCACAUACUCUCCAUAUUGGAACGCAUACAACGUAUUGCUGCAGCGGAAGAGGCGACUGCCGAAGAAACUCCGAAAGCUGCGGUAGCUGAACGCGCUCAGCCAAAAGAAGUUGAUAUAAGUGGACUUAGUGAGCUACUCGAAGUGCUGCCCAGUGAACACGGUUUAACUAAAAGCCGUAUGGUAAAACGUAGCACUUUGGAGGCGGUAGAGGAUGAUGAAGAAGAAGAUGAGGAUGAUUUGCGUAAAGUUGGCUUUAAAAAGGAAUAUGGUAAUCAACAGAAUAAGUCGGGGGAAAACUCAGAGUGGGUGAAUGAGAAUUAUGAGUUGCCGACAUCAGAGGAAUUAUUCAGUGAUUUGGGUAUUUGGUGGUAGAGGGUUCACGUUUUUGCUGUUGUUGUUUUUGCGUGGAGAGUAUGAUGAGUCAGUGGAUAUUCGAAGCAUUCGACAUGUAACACGGAUGAAGUGCUACAAUAGAAAUUCCAAUAGUCAACAAAGUCCCCAUAGUCUUAUGUUAGCCACGAAUAGAUCGAUGAACUCUACAAAUUUUAUAUCGAACUCAUUUAUAGCAUUUCAAAGGGGCAAUGGUAAAUAUUGCCAGUUGCCAAGGGUAAACAUUUAAUCGUAUGCCAGUUGUCGAGGUUGUUUGAACCUUUGAGCUUUGAGAGAUCAAAGCUGAAUCUUAUAUCUAUCCAAAGUAAUUCUGUAUUCACAGGAGGGGUCGGAUCCCCAUCUCGAGGAUCAUCUAAAGAUUCUAACCAUACGUGGGUUAGGGUCAGCCAUCCGAAUGUAUCUUUUUGAGUGGUUAACUACUCAAUGAUAUUUAAUGUUCGUACAAUUGUUCUCUACAAGUCCCUCAUCAUUCCCGUCCUACUUUAUGGUGCAGAAAGCGUGGACAGUAUCAACAUCCGAUGAGACGGCACUAGGAGUUUUCGAGAGAAAGGUUUUGCGGAAGAUUUAUGGUACCUUAAACAUUGGCAACGGCGAAUACCGCAGAAGAUGGAGUGAUGAGCUGUAUGUGUUGUUCGACGACAUAGACAUAGUCCAGCGAAUAAAAAGACAGCGGCUACGCUGGCUGGGUCAUGUUGUUCGAAUGGACGAAAGUGCCCCAGCUCUGAAAGUUUACGUUGCAGUACCCGCUGGUGGAAGUCGAGGAAGAGGGAGGCCUCCACUCCGAUGGAAGGACCAGGUGGAGAAGGAUCUGUCUUCACUUGGUAUUACCAAUUGGCGCCAAACUGCCAAAAGGAGAGAUGCGUGGCGCGCUGUUGUAGACUCGGCUAUAACCGCGUAAGCGGAGUCUACCCCAGCCAAGAAGAAGAAGAGAAUUGUUCGUAGAAUGUUCGUGUUGAUUUACGCGAAGAAAUCAAGAGAUCGAUAACAAAUAGGGAGAGAAGUUCGGCAAAAUAUUGUCUAACUAUGUUUAAAAGCGUUCAAGAGAGUUAUCAACAUGGAUAUUUAAAUCGUCGAAAAAAUUUCGCUGAUACAAAUAAUCACUGACUUAUCAAACUAUCCUCGUACUUUCAAUGUAUACUGUUAAUAUUAAUCAGACAUUGUACCCGCGCUUUCAAUAAAUAAUAUUUAAUUAAAUUGCUUGUAAUUUUCAAGUAUUUUAGAACGUCUUUAUGUACUCUCAAUAAAUGUUAACUUAUUUACAUAUUUUGUUUUUGUUCUCGUACGUCUACUUUGAUAAUUAAAUAUACAUGCAGGUCUCAAUAAAUCCUCAUCUAAUUGCUAAUGAGUCGAAUAGAUUAUAAAGCAAAAAAUUAUAACAAUAAUUAAAAGCUACAAAGCGAAGGGGAUUAAAGCGCGCUUAGUGCAUCAACCCAGUUAUAUCGUAUUGUCACACAGUAAGCAAUAA
Zeugodacus cucurbitae (melon fly) is the source of this 5689-nucleotide messenger RNA. RefSeq names its product protein PTHB1 (gene BBS9). Gene Ontology annotation, cellular component: BBSome; membrane. Gene Ontology annotation, biological process: cilium assembly. The record is from RefSeq and is a predicted model, not a curated record. NCBI's taxonomy places the organism in Eukaryota, Metazoa, Arthropoda, Insecta, Diptera, Tephritidae. Bases 1345 to 4206 code for a protein of 953 amino acids. The transcript is spliced from 10 exons.